AUGAACUCCAAGAUUGUAUUGCCUCCUUUAUCGUCAGUUGUUAGUGAACCACUUCAUCACUGCCAAGAUAAUCUGAUAAUAAAAGUCAAGCUCCCAGGAGUAGCCCACUUGAUGAAUGACGGCUGUAGCAAUAACAAUAACACUACACGUUUUCAUCAUCAAUCGAGAUCUGUGUCUAUGGGUUACAUUCCAACAUUAUCCUCUUCUUUAUCUUCAACAUUCAAUAAUAAUUUCACAACAUCAAAAAAUGAGCAGCCCCCUUCAUCAGGACUUUACUCUCCAAUCACUAGUGCCAACACCAGUCCAAUGACUGCUUCUCAUCCGCACAACGGAUCACGAAUUAGAGCGAGAUCUCAGCCUGUUUGCUUCACCACACCAAUGCCAUACGUUGUUACAGAAGCCUCUGCCUCUUUCUCAUUCCCAGCCCAACCUCAAACACCCCCAUAUUUACCCCCAUCACCAGUGUAUCAAUACCCUUCUCCUACCUUACAAUCACAAUAUCCACAAUUUCCUGUGCCACAGCAGCAGCAGCAGCAGCUACAACAACAACAAUCUUACACAGCUUGCCAACCUCCGGUAUAUUAUCAACUCCAAUCUUCAGGACCAACUUCUACGAAUAAUAAGGUUGUAGUGGAAAAACAAGCUCUGGCUUGGUCACCUCAGGAUGAUAAGUUGCUUAGGUUCUUGAAAGAGGAGCGGAAAUUGGGUUGGAGAGAUGUUGCUACUCAUUUCCCCAGAAGAACUCCUAAUGCCUGCCAAUUCCGCUGGAGAAGAAUUGUCAAUGCUUCUGGUUCAAACUCCGGAAUUUUGAAGAAAAAUCAAGGGAAAUUCCAAAGCAAAAAAAGUUCAGUCAAUUAUUUAUUGAACGGUAAAUGA
This is a messenger RNA of Saccharomycopsis crataegensis, 876 nucleotides long. RefSeq names its product SANT/Myb-like DNA-binding domain-containing protein. The coding region runs from base 1 to 876 and encodes 291 amino acids. The record is from RefSeq and is a predicted model, not a curated record. NCBI's taxonomy places the organism in Eukaryota, Fungi, Ascomycota, Saccharomycetes, Ascoideales, Saccharomycopsidaceae. The transcript has a single exon.